UUUUGCAUGGGUUUAAUGCGCUAUUGCGUCUUUACGCAGAAUGUAGAGCAGGCACGGAGCCUGCUCAGAGCAGCCUUAACUAUGUAAAGCACUUAACACACAUUGCUUAAAUGUUAUCAUGCAUCAAAUCACUGCAUGCAAAAUAUGCUCAGUUUUUUUAGACAAGGCUAUUAUUAUCAUCAUCAACAUCAUGGUAAACUCGUUUAAAUAUUCUUCAGCAAGUUGUAUCCUUUACGUCUGCUCGUGAGAAACACAAAUGCAGGGGCGCAUCAGGAAAUCAGGGAUGAACUUCAAAUGAUCAAAGAAUUAAAAUAAUUGAAUAAGUUUGCCCCUAGUGGAAAGCAGAGAUGCUCGUGUGCGCGCGAACGGUCGCUCAGUCAGUGGUUUGCUCGGCGAAGCUGGACCUCAGCGAGUCUGUGCGUGAUCGUGGGAGCCUCGCAUCAGCUCGCUGCCCACUCCACGCCCCCGCAGAGUCUCCCAAACUCUCGGUCGCAGGAGGAGAGAUGAUGUGGGGGAUGUAAGACACGGGGAUCAGCAGACAGCAGCUGGAUUCUCGGGCUAAAAUCAGCCGCUCUGAUGGAGUGAAGACAGCGGAUACACGGUUCACUAGAAUCUGAGCCAGGAUGUCCGGACAUUGCUGAGGACGGAGGAGGAGAGGGGUGGGGGAUUCUGGGAUUCUAGAGGGGUGGAGAGCGAGACAUCAUGGGUGAUGGAGGGGCCUUGCACACGGAGGGCAAUGCCCUUCUGAAAGCAGUGUUCCAGGGCAAACUCCGCCUCGCUCGCCUCCUCCUGGAGGGCGGAGCGUAUAUUAAUGAAGGCAAUGAGCGAGGGGAGACGCCGGUCAUAGCAGCCUGUCUGGCAGGAUACGAUGAUCCGCAGACCAGACAGAGAAUGGUGAGGUACCUCCUUGAGAAGGGAGCGGACCCAAACAUCUCUGACAAAUCGGGUCGGACCGCGCUGAUGCAUGCAUGUGCAGAACAAGCAGGCAAAGAGGUAGUGUCACUGCUGCUGGAAAAUGGCGCUGAUCCCAGCUUGAAAGACUAUUCAGGGGCCUCUGCACUUGUACAUGCCAUUAAUAAAGGUGACAGGGACACUCUUCAGGUCCUGCUGGAUGCCUGCAAAGCCAAAGGUAAAGAGGUCAUCAUCAUUACCAGCGAUACAUCUCCCUCUGGCACUAAAAAGACUAAACAAUACCUGAACUCCCCACCAUCUCCGGGUAUAGUGGACAAGCUUUCCCCUGCUUGCAUGUCUCCAUCUGAGGUAGAGAUCCAUACCUCUGGCUCUGCCCCCGGUGAGGAGGAGGAAGGUAUCUUCAGCUUUGCCGUGACUUCAGCACUCCCGCUACCCUCCAGCAGACCACAAGUGGAGAGGAGACCACCGCCCCGUAAGCUUCUGAAAAGACUGAACUCUGAGCCAUGGGGUCUGGUGGCUCCUUCAGUACUUGCUGAGAGAGCGGAGCGGAUAGAGGGCGAUUUAGCUGAGGAGGACAAGUUAGUCUCGGAGAUGAAUGGGAUGACAGUUUCUGGUCCAGGCAGACCUCUCCUGUGUCGAAGGCACAGUAUAGAGACUCAUGACCCUUCCUCUCCAAAGCUGAUGGACCGGUCCUGUUCGGAAGACUGUGCAGCACUCUGUGGCUCUUCCUGGGCAGAUAAAGUCCAUCAGCACCAGUCACUGUAUCGUCGAAACACGGCCCCUGAGGCUCAGGACAGUGUGGCCCAGGCACCGACGGGAAUCCGUGGCUUGCCACACCCCAAACUCACCCGCAUGGAACACUAUGAGUCAGACACCCACCUGUGCCCUGCCUCCAUCCCUGGAUCUCCAGAUUCUGGACGUGUCUCAGUGGAGCGCCGCAAGUACAAUGCCUCUCCCUUGUCGCUGCUCACCAGCUCUUCUCGAGAGUCUCUGGAGAGCAUUCCCAACUCAGUGUCUCCUAUGACAAUGCGACGACGUCCAACAGGGCUGUUGGAACGGCGGGGAUCAGGCACUCUGCUUUUGGACCACAUCUCCCACACAAGACCUGGGUUCCUUCCUCCUCUCAACGUCAACCCUCAGCGACCCAUUCCUGAUAUCCGUGCCAAUGGAAAGCCCACUUCUCCUGUUCACUCAGGGAGCAAGAUCCUGCUGCCGGUUGCGCCAUCAUCACCAAAGCGUGGACCAGACUUCAAGAUGAAGAAGAAACUGAUGAGACGACACUCAAUGCAGACGGAGCAGAUGAAGCAGCUUUCGACCUUCCGGGAAAUUCUCACAGAAAAGGUGAUGGAGAUGAAUGGAGAUUGAGAGCACAAGAGAGACUGAGAGAGAGCCGGUGCUGGCCGAGAGUUUUCAUUACCGGGUUCAUCUACAUCAUCUUUGGUCCAGUUCAGAUCCUUUAGAACGUAGAACAAACAUCAAAAAAAUGCAUUCUGGAGAAUGCAGACAAUGAAAGUGAAAAUGAGUCACGGUCACUCAAGCUCAUAAAUGGGAUCAGUUAUUCCAAAUUUGGAGACCAUUUAAAAGUUAUUUGGGAUUGUUCCUCGAUCAUCAGGAAAGUUUGAAGAUGGACCCAUUAGUGUCAGUGGAAGUGCUGUUAGUGUUUGAAAUUGCUGCAACCCUCAGAUGAAACCUCACAGAUUUUAUAUUCUACUGGUUUCAGUUAUUAGCGCUGUUAUGGUUAUCAGCCUUCUUAAUGUUGUGCACUGUCUGAAAACCAAUAUGCCCAAAUUGUACCUUUUAGGGGCACAUCUAGUUGUUGAUGGGUCACUACCCUUAAAGGAAUAGUUGACCCAAAAAUGAAAAUUAUGGCAUAUUUUAAUCAUAUUUUAGUCAUCCUAGUUGAAUAUGACUUUUCGUCAAAUCAUAAGUCAGUCAAGAAACCGGAACUCAGUGUUCUCCUGGAAAAAACAGAAUUAAUUUAUUCACUUUAAAAUUUGAAAACUAUAAAUACCUUUGUUAUAAAAACCAUCAAUCUGCUGUGAUAACCCCCUAAGGUGUAUUAGUUAUUUUCACAAUGUAUAUAUUUGAUUUCCAGGAUAAAAAACUCUGUGUUAGUCUGAAAGAAAGUCAUAUAUACCUAUGAUGACUUGGGGGUGAGUAAAAUAUGUCACGAUUUUUAUUUUUAGGUGAACUAUUCCUUUAAAAAAACUAAAUUGUACUUUAUCUACCUCGAAAAUAUGCAUAUUUGUACCUUAAUACAUAUGUAUCCAUAAGGUACUACUAUGCUUCUUUUUUGGCUAAACAAGGUACAAAGACUUUGGAUACACAAGUUGUAACCCUUAAGGUACAAUCUUUCCAAAUUGCUUCUGUGAUGAUCCUGUGGAAUAAUUGGGUUAAUACUCUUAAUAUAAAAAAAAAAAUCCAUCUGUUUUCCUUUGAUGACAACAUCAAGUGAAAAGUUCAAGACUCUAAAAUUAAUUUUGUCAGCCAUUACAGUAUAGUUAAAUUGAUUUAAGUAGUACCAUUAAAAUGUAAUCGUUUACUUGUAAAUAAUACUGCUCAAGUCUCUUUAAUGCAAUAUUUAUUUCUGUUUGUUUUGCACUGAAGUUUAAGAAUUGUAGUCCUUGACUUUUAAUCUGGCAAUGGCAACCUGAUUUUUUCCACAGGAUGUACACUAGAAAGAAUUGGAGACGACUGACUUCUAAAUAUUCCUGAACACGUUUCUCAAGAACAUUUUACUGCAUUAUGAAAGUGCAAUAAAAUAUUACAGGAAUCAAUGAACAUAAAAGCAUUAAAAAGGCUAGGCUAUAUAACUAAAAAUCAAAAUGUACCAGUUAAACAUACUGCAUGUUUCAGGGCUUUUGGAUGGGUCGUUUAUCUUUCUUAAACUCUUGUAAGUGAUACAAAAUAAGUGAAGUGCAAUUCUUGAAACUCAAAAUCCCAAAGAAACUCUACAAAGCCCAUCCAAAACCACACAGAUCCACCCUGACCCGACUUAGUAGAGGGGGGAGAGAGAAACCCCUUGCCUAACGCACACUCCCUCUGGAGACACAGAGCACAGAUAUUGUGUACAUACUGUACAGAGUACAAUUGUGUCUCAAGCGUUUGAACGUGCAAUAUUCUGUGCUGCCUCAGCACUGAUUUCAUAUUAUUAUCGUGAAUGUGAACAAUCACUCGGACGUGUGUCUGUGGUAACAUGCUGCAGUAAAUAUAGUUCAAGAUGAGCUGGGAGCUCAGUUUACAUUCAGAGGAGGAAUCUCUGCACAAAAUACAUGAGAAUGAAUUUCCCUAAAGAGCUGCGGUGCACAGUGUGUCCAUGUCAAACACAUAGUUCAACUCAAGCUUAUGAUGUGAGUGAAUAUAGUGCUUCUGCUUUGAGAUGUUCUAAACUUGAUGUGAAUUAGUGUACUUGAAAAAUGUAUCAUGACAACUAAAAGAGGAAUAUUUUUUUAUGCCUGUAGGGUUUUAUUCUUGUUGUUUUUUUAUUUUUAUCGAAACAAAUUUUAAUGUUUAAUACCGAAUUGUUGGUGGUGCAAUUUCACUUUGACGGUAGCUUUUGUGUUCCAGGACGUUUGUAGGAAAUAAUAUAUGAGCAGCUGGAGCUCAAUGGCUAUAGCAAUCUUCCUAAAAACGAUUGCGAUAAAACCCAACCGCGUCGGAUCCAGAUCACUGAUUACCUAGCCCUUUGUCAUCCUGAUGCGAUUAGGAGAAUCUUGGCACUUUGCUGUGUAUUCAUUGAUUUUAGUGAUUCUCUUUUCAUUUAACACACAAGCGAGAUAGCUAGGAGUUUGAUUUGUUUCUAAAUAUGUUUGUAUCUAAGUAUCUCCAAUAUUUCUGACCUGCUGUACAAAAACAUCCAUUUAAAUGAGUUAAAGUUGUGUUCAAGUGUACCUGAAAAGAUGUUAAUAGUGUAAAGGGUGUCUUAGGUGCUGUACACAAUGGACCUCCGUCUGUGCUACACUGUCGUUGGGUAGUUUGAGCCGGUGUUCUGCUCUCCAUUCACGUAGAAGGGUCACACUAUCAAUGCAUCAUUUAAUGGAUUAUGGAUUAAAUAUUUCUUGUUAUUUUGUAUGUUUAGUGUGAUACACAGGUCAAAUGUAGUAAACCAAAUAAUUUUAAAAAGUAUUAAAUUAUUUAACACAAAAUUCUGUUGUGCUAUUUCUCUGAGGCGAUGAUUUUCUUCAAAAGCUUUUCAUUGCUUUGAAUAAAUGCAUGACUGAGUCACCGAUUUA
This is a messenger RNA of Puntigrus tetrazona (Sumatra barb), 5144 nucleotides long. RefSeq names its product ankyrin repeat domain-containing protein 34A. Bases 703 to 2277 code for a protein of 524 amino acids. The transcript is spliced from 2 exons. Gene Ontology annotation, molecular function: protein binding. The record is from RefSeq and is a predicted model, not a curated record. Lineage: Eukaryota; Metazoa; Chordata; Actinopteri; Cypriniformes; Cyprinidae.